CAGCAAUGCUUCAGUUGAAGAUGCCGAUUCCACAUCACAGCUCUGAAAAAUCACGCUGAUGAUUUCAGAAUUCACACGCCUUUGCUCUUCUGCAUUCGCCUCUACAGUCAUUACAUUAAAGGACGAAGAGCUGAACUUUACAUUGGAUCGCUUUGUCCUAGUUUCUGGGUGGAAAAUUAAGACACGCAAGACUUUGACAACACAUUUCAAUCAGAUUCACGGACAGUGUGCGAUCCCAGGUGUGAUAUUCUGCACAUGAUCUCUAGCGAAAGAUCUACUUCAUCAACAAGAGAAAUGAUGUUCAGAAUCAAGUGAAAUUAUGUCUUUAUUUAUCAGGCUUGCACUUCUUGUGAACUUCAUUACCAUUUCACAAGGUCUUGCCGCUUUGAGUCCCGCUGAUGGCGAGGGUGGUGUAUAUGAAGACCUAACGUGGAAGACUCAGCUAUGCUGUGAGCUGCCCUUAGCUCAGACAGUGGGCAGUGAGCUUACUUCUGUCACCAGUGCUCUUUCCGAAAUCCCACCCACAAAACAGUGUCAACUGCUAAAUGCUGCAAACCUGGAACCUUCAAGUAAAUCGCAAACCCUUUCUGGAAACUGUGUAGACAUUCUAUGCUGGUUCGAAAGUGAUCUGGCAAAUAUAAUUUGUAAUGCAAAGAGCCACAGAGCAGCAGUUCCAGUCACAGAAAUUGUGGUCACUGCUAGCCAACAACAAUUAGUUUUAGAGAUGGGUUUACUGUCAAAUGAAACAAAGCAUACUGCUCAGUGUGCUGGGGAAGAGACUGCCACAUGCUCUACUUCUCUUUAUGGCAAUGAAGAAACUGUGUCACUAUUCAUCAGUAUAACUGUGAACGGGACUUCUGUGGUCUCACCAAAGAUGCUAAUUAACACAUUUCAUCUACGAAAACCAGAUCCGCCAGUAAAUCUGCAUUACAAUGUAACUACUGAGGGUGAAGUGAUACUUAGAUGGAAUGGUACUCAAACUGACAGAGAUACAAUAAACUAUGAGGUCCGAUACUCAUCCAACUCUUCACUUCAUCAUUGGGAGGUGAUGAAGUUCACAAGUCGUUCAUGGAUGCCUCUGAAUGAGCUCAGUUCUGGGAUCAGAUACAUGGUUCAAGUGCGCUGCCAAAACCAAUUAAACUAUUGGAGUGAAUGGAGCCAGACUUUCUCUUUCACACUGGAUGUUAGUUACGUUCCUGCUGAGGUCUUUACCAUACCUGGAUCAGAAGUAACUGUUUAUGCCGUCUUCCACAACCGCAGCUGGAGUGCCCGCAAAGCUGUGUGGAUGCUGAAUGGGCAGGUAGAGAUUCCAGAAAGCCAGUACAAGGUCAUCAACAAGCAGGUUAGCGCAGUCACACUGAAGGCGGACCAGCCAGGGUUUCAUACCUUGAUGUGCUGCUACUCAUUAGGAAAGGGGAUCAAAGGCAGCAUUGCCUAUGCCAAAAUUUAUACAGAAGGGAUGUUUAAUGCAAAUAUUACCUGCCAAAGCAAGAAUUCAAAGGUCGACACCAUGACUUGUGAAUGGAAUAAGAGUCCUUGGGCAAUGGUCAGAUUCCUUUAUAGACAAUAUAAAUCAAUGUGUGAAGAUAUACCAAAGAUGGAGUACACUGAAGAUGGUGAAGAGACUAUGUCUUUGAUAAAGGAAGGCAUAGGACCAGGAGACCACAGAGAGUGUACUUUAAGCAACCUUAGCCUAUUCUCAUGCUACAAAAUGUGGGUGGAGGUGGAAGGUGCUCGUGGCAAAGUGAGGUCAUUUCCUAUCUAUGUUGCACCCAUUGACUAUGUGAAACCAUCACCUCCCACAGUAUUGGAAGCGUUCACUUUACACAAUAAAACCUUAAGUCUGCGGUGGAGACGCCCCUCUUUACCAGUGUAUGACAUGCAGUAUGAGGUGCGUUUCGUGGCUUUUCGUGGGAAGGCUGAUAUGCAAUGGGAGGUUAUCGGCCCUCUAUUAGAACCGCAAGCAGAGAUUCUUCUUGAGCAGUCCUGUGUUCGGUAUAAGGUACAAGUGCGCUGUAGAAGACUCAAUGGCUCUGGAUACUGGAGUGACUGGAGCAAGAGUCACAUUUCCAUUGUUUACAACAGAAAAGCACCAGAGAUGGGACCAGACUUCUGGCGCAUUAUUCAAGAGGAUCCUGAAAGGAAUUCAACAAAUGUCACAUUGAUCUUCAAGUCUGCUCUGGCAGGAGAUCCAUACAGUUGUGUGGAGGGACUCUUGAUUGUGCACCAUGUCUCAGGGGGAGCCGUGUGGUCGAAUGAAACAACUUUGGCUUCAUUUCACUCAUUCCAGUGGAGGGAGGAUGCACACACAGUCACUGUAAUGUCUCGCAAUGCUCUGGGCAUAUCUACAUGGAAUAGCAACAUGACGCUGUUGCAUCAACCAAAACGACGAUGUGUACGUUCAUUCAGUGCAGUGGCAAAUGCAAGCUGUGUUUAUCUCUCGUGGGCACUACUAUCUGAUCAACCAAUGCCAAAGUCAUUUGUCAUAGAGUGGUUAGACCUGAACAAAGACCCCGAACAGGACAGGUCUCUAACUGAAAGAAUACAAUGGGUCAGAGUGCAAUCCACCUCAAGGGAUCUCUCUCUUUGCCGACGUUUUUACGGAUCAGAGGAGUUCACCUUGUAUCCCGUGUUUGUGGAUGGUGAGUGGGAGCCGGUACAAUGCAGAGCUACUAGGGGAGACCCUGCAGCAUACAUGCUCCUAAUGAUCAUUGCAUUCCUGUCAGUGGUGCUGUUCGUCACCCUGAUGAUCUCCCAAAACCAGAUGAGAAAACUGAUGUGGAAGGACGUUCCAAAUCCCAACAACUGCUCUUGGGCCAAGGGAAUGGACUUCAGACAGAUUGACACCAUGGAGAACUUGUUCCAUCACCCAGAAGGUCUCACUGCCUGUCCACUACUGCUAGUUUCUGAGAGCAUAUGUGAGGUGGAGAUAAUUGAAAAACCUCAUCAUCCUACACUUGAACAUGAAAAAGACAAUGAAGUUCUCCUUUACAACUCAGAAGACAUUGAAAGGACAACCAUCAGCUCUCCUCUUCUGGAGUACUCCUCAGAACCUCUAUCUUUGGAGGCCUCCAGUUCUGCUGCUACUCCAGAAACAUCAGGCCAGUCUUCAGUGACGUACUCAACCAUUCUCCUCAUUGAUCAGCCUGGGCUCCUUCGAAAGCAGCAAGAGAGCCUGAGCAGUUCCAGCGAUGAAGGCAACUUCUCCGCCAACAACUCAGACAUUUCUGGCUCCUUCCCUGGGGGAUUCUGGGACCAGGAGAAUCAUGCUGGCUCUGACAGCAUCAAUCCUUGCCAUUCCAGCUCCUACAACUCUGUGGAAGAGUUUUCGGAAACAUCAGAACAAGAGGACGAAGCCUCAGAAAGCCCAGGCGGUGCAAAAUACCUCUACUGCCUUGAUAUGAAUGAAGAGGAGAAGGACGUGGAGGAAAAGGAAAAGACAGAAUUUAAUGAGGAAACACAAGCUGGAUGGGAGAAGAAUGGAGAAUUCCCAUUCUGCAAAGAGGAAAUAGAUUUGGGAGUGGAUCCCAGGCCUCUUUUGGAGUGCAAAAAUUCUACGGCCAGUGAUUCGAAUGCUGCAUCUCACAGUAUUCCUCUUUAUCUGCCUCAUUUUCAAACUGAAUGCAUUAAUCCACCCUGAUGUAAUUAGAACAGCUCCCCCUAGUGGUCAUGUUCUUGAUCUUUGAUCUGGAGGUCAAAUACUGUAUGAAGAUGCCUCAUUGACUUUCCACCCUCAGACUGUACUUGUCAACAUUUACCACCUUGCCCUGAUCGUUUCAUGCAUUCUGUAACAAGUCACCAAUUGCCAUCCCAGUGUUACAUGCAUUAUUUGAAAUAACAUUUAUCAUCGAUUUGACUCCUUAUUUGUGUAUUAUACCUUUGAGGGAUUACAGUCAGAUCCUACAGGUUCAGUUGUUAAGGGCAUUCACAGUUAAACUCUGAAUGUCUCACUGAUAGGUUGAUGAUUAAUAAGACUGUAAUUACUGGAACUUGCUGCUUUCCACUCUUUAUUACAUCGUUCAUAAGCAUUUGAAGGCUGAAGUAAAAUCUUGAACAGACCACACUUACUUGAAUGUAGUACUUUAACUAGAAGAGUUUGAAGGACUUUCUUUUUUCUCCUUGUGUGGCAUUGAUAACACUGGCUACAGUCAUGUUUUAGCUUCAUAAACUGCAGUUUAAUGUCCAGUUUAAGUGGCAUCCAUUAAGAUAUCUGCUUUGUGAAGAAAUAGCCUCUCAUGUCUGCAUUUGCAUUGGGCUUAAUCAUUCAAUAUGAAUGUGUAUUUUGUCAGUGAGGUCUGUGUUCUUUUAAAAACUCAAAUAUUUUGAGCAUAAAAUGUGGUCUAUUUUCAUUGUCUGAUAUUUUCCAAUGAAAAGAUGUUUGAAUGCAAGUGCAACAUAUAUGGCCAGAUUUAUUCACUGACAGAGUAUCGGUAAGAAUGUGUAUUCAACAUACAGGUAUUUCUUGUCUAUUUUUCUGAUCCAAAUAAACUAUU
Molecule: messenger RNA, 4493 nt
Organism: Xyrauchen texanus (razorback sucker)
Lineage: Eukaryota; Metazoa; Chordata; Actinopteri; Cypriniformes; Catostomidae
Product: leptin receptor-like
Exons: 20
Coding region: 320-3640 (1106 amino acids)
Biological process (GO): cytokine-mediated signaling pathway
Cellular component (GO): external side of plasma membrane
Molecular function (GO): cytokine receptor activity; protein binding
Source: RefSeq, a predicted model, not a curated record